CCAUAGUGUUCGCCGAGGACCUCGUGUACCUAAAUUAACUUUGUUGUGAUUUAAAUGAAAAAUAGAAAUCAUAAAUAGUGCGUAUUAAUAUUUACUGUAUAUAUACAAAGUGAAUAUGAAAGUUGAAAGAAUAUGGCGUGAUAGUUUUGGAAUAUCAAGUGUUUGAUUUUAUGAUUGCUUCGGAUAGUUUUGCGGUCGGCGACUGCAUGUUAGACAUUGCAAUUCAAGAACAGUAAAAGUAAAUACGCAAUGAAAAGGCGUAUGACUAGAACGCGCUUUGCUCCCGUGAAAAAUUAACUGAAGUGAAAGAAUCUGAAACAUUUGGAAUAUAAACUUAUUGUGAAGUUAAAACUUUAUAUGCAAAAAAUAUUGCAGUUGCGAAAAAUAACUAAAAGCGAAACGCCAUUAGUGCCGCCUUUCUAGAGUUACCAACAAAAUUAAUAUAUGUGCAAAUAAGUUGAUGAACUGAGAAAAGGUACAUGCAUUAAAGCUAAAAAUUAUAUUACGAGUUAAGCCAAAUUAUGAUUACGAUUCUUUAAAGGGUUGUAAUGCAACAUAAUUAAAUAAAUUUUAGCAUGUAAAUAUAGUUUAAUACGUAAAAAAGACUAAUGAAAAAGUGAGCAAAUAGUCUUUUUUUUUUUGUAAGGAAGCGCAAGCAACCUAUAGUGCAAGAAACUGUGUAAGACAAGACGAGCAAAGCGCAGAAGGCACAGACAGCCAAAAGGCUAGAAAGCAUAAAACAGCCAUUAUUCCAUUCUACAGGACGAAUUAAAUGUAAAAGCUAAUACUAAGACGUUUGGCUAUUAGAUUUGCUAUUCCAGGAAAAUAUCUAGAUGGCAAUGACGCAGAGUACGGCAUUUAUAAAAGGAGGUUUGAUUUUUUCGAGGUGAAGUAGCGGAGCUGCAGAACUAAGACAAUAGCAAUAUCGACGUUCUACGAUUCUUGUGAGGUGUUUAGAUACCCCUAGGCAUCAUAUUACGAGAACGAUCGCAGUAAAACAAAAAGAUAUUGGGAAGUGUAUAAGUCACAUUUCAUGUUGACUUUUCUCCUGACUAAUCAAGGAAUUAACAAAAAUUUGAACACCUGUAUUUGGAAUAUUGUUUGGUAAGCGGGAAAUUACCAGCAGCAUUAUAGCUGACCAACAACUCUACCAUAGGAUCGCCUUUUGACCACAACAACAGCAGCAGCAGUCAGAGCAGUUGUGUGGUGUAGUGCGCAAAAUGUAUCCUGCACCGGUGCGUCAUCCCUCGGCGGGGGGGCCACCACCUCAGGGCCCAUUGAAGUUUACAAUUGUUGACACACUUGAACGUAUCAAGGAGGAAUUCAACUUUCUACAAGCACAAUAUCAUACAUUAAAAUUGGAGUGCGAAAAGCUUGCCAAUGAGAAAACCGAAAUGCAACGCCAUUAUGUUAUGUACUACGAGAUGUCAUAUGGCCUUAAUGUUGAAAUGCACAAACAGACGGAAAUUGCUAAGCGUUUGAAUACUUUGAUAAAUCAGCUGAUACCAUUUUUACAAGCCGAUCAUCAACAACAGGUCUUAAAUGCUGUGGAGCGCGCGAAACAAGUUACAAUGCAAGAAUUAAAUCUGAUCAUAGGGCAGCAAAUACACGCACAACAAGUGCCCGGUGGACCGCCACAACCGAUGGCCGGCUUAGCGCCACUAGCUGGCCCAUUCGGUGCUUUGGGCGCUUCAAUGGGCUUGCCACACGCGCCACAAGGCCUGCUGAAAGCACCAACAGACCAUCAUCGUCCCGACAUCAAGCCAACCGGGUUGGAUGGGCCAGCUGGCGCUGAAGAGCGUUUGCGCAAUUCAGUGUCACCAGCUGAUCGUGAGAAAUAUCGCACACGUUCACCAUUAGACAUCGAAAAUGAUGUGAAGCGUCGAAAAGACGAGAAACUACAAGAGGAUGAAGGAGAGAAAAGCGAUCAAGAUUUAGUCGUAGAUGUUGCAAAUGAAAUGGAAUCCCAUUCGCCACGUCCGAACGGCGAACACAUGUCAAUGGAAGCGCGCGAUCGUGAAAGUCUGAACGGCGAACGUCUCGAUAAGCCGGGCAGCAGUGGUGUCAAACCGCCAACUGAAAGACCACCAUCACGUUCCGGUUCCAGUUCGUCGCGUUCAACUCCCAGCCUAAAAACUAAAGAUAUGGACAAGCCAGGCACACCGGGCGCCAAGGCACGCACUCCCACCCCAAAUGCUGCCGCACCAGCACCGGGCGUAAAUCCCAAACAGCUGAUGCCACAAGGUGGUCCACCGCCAGCCGGUUAUCCCGCCUCACCGUAUCAGCGGCCUGCUGACCCCUAUCAGAGGCCACCAUCCGAUCCGGCAUACGGUCGACCACCACCACUACCCUACGAUCCGCAUGCGCACGUACGAACAAAUGGCAUUCCACAUCCUCAAGCGUUAACUGGUGGAAAGCCUGCUUAUUCGUUUCACAUAAAUGGUGAAGGCAGCUUGCAACCGGUGCCGUUCCCUUCAGAUGCACUGGGCGGCGUCGGUAUACCACGACAUGCCCGUCAAAUUAACACUCUAUCACACGGCGAAGUUGUGUGUGCCGUCACCAUUUCGAAUCCCACGAAGUAUGUUUACACAGGCGGCAAGGGCUGCGUCAAAGUUUGGGACAUCUCACAGCCGAAUAAUAAAAAUCCAGUCAGCCAAUUAGACUGUCUGCAACGUGACAAUUAUAUACGAUCCGUGAAAUUACUGCCCGAUGGUCGUACGUUGAUUGUGGGCGGCGAGGCGUCCAAUCUCUCCAUAUGGGACUUGGCCAGUCCGACGCCACGCAUUAAAGCCGAAUUGACAUCGGCAGCGCCGGCUUGUUAUGCGUUAGCCAUCAGUCCCGAUUCAAAGGUGUGCUUCUCGUGUUGUAGUGAUGGCAAUAUAGCUGUCUGGGAUCUACACAAUGAAAUACUGGUGCGCCAAUUCCAAGGGCACACUGAUGGCGCCUCAUGCAUCGACAUCAGUCCGGAUGGUUCACGCCUGUGGACUGGCGGGCUAGAUAAUACGGUGCGCUCAUGGGAUUUGCGUGAGGGUCGCCAAUUACAACAACACGAUUUCAGUUCUCAAAUAUUCUCGCUUGGCUACUGUCCGACAGGGGAAUGGCUUGCUGUGGGUAUGGAGAAUUCGCAUGUCGAAGUAUUGCACGCAUCCAAGCCUGACAAAUAUCAGCUGCAUCUACACGAAAGCUGUGUGCUCUCGUUACGUUUUGCCACCUGCGGCAAAUGGUUCGUCUCCACAGGCAAGGAUAAUCUAUUGAAUGCCUGGCGAACACCUUAUGGCGCUAGCAUAUUCCAGUCGAAAGAAACUUCAUCCGUACUUAGCUGCGACAUAUCAACCGAUGACAAAUAUAUAGUGACGGGUUCCGGCGACAAAAAGGCAACGGUUUACGAAGUUAUUUACUAAUAUGUUUUCUUUUGUAAAUUUUUGCUAUCACCUGAAGAAGAACGCUCGUUUUCUAUGCGCAUACAGUUAUAUACCCACACAGCAGCAAUCACAUAUUGUCACACACACACAUAGACGUGCAUGCAAACCAAAUUGUGAAAAUAAGUUGCAUAAAAAUGUAAAAUGUAUGUGAGCGCAAAACCGAAUGCGAAUGCCGAAUCGAAAGGGCAAAGAACAUAAAAAAUCGUCUUAUAAGGACUUUGGUAUGUCUCAAGAAAAGUAAAGCAGAAUAAGCAAAGAAUAAUAAAAAUAAAAUACAUGAGUAGUAAGAGCACAGAAAAUUUGGGCAUAAGAGUGAAUAUUCAUAUAAACCGACGUACAUGGAGAAAAUGGCGAUGUGUAGCUGAACGUAAAAAGCAAAUAGUGGUUAAAGUAAAGAUUAACAAAAGCAAAAAAGGAAUAAGAGAAACGAAAAAGUAAAAAGUAAAAUUGAAAAUAAAUAAUUAUAAAUAAUAACAUAAACAAAUUGUAGAUUAUAAGUAAUUUUAAGUAAACUAAAGUUAAAGAGACAAGAAAAAAGCAUAAAAAUUAACGAAAAAAACUAAGCAUAUAAACGCGCAGAAAGAGUAAAAGCAGAAAGUUAUUAAUGUAUAAUGAGAUAGAACAAAAAAAAACUACAAAAAAAAAAUGUAGCAACACCUUAAGUUAAGCAGACGAAAACAAAGCAUGGGCUGCAAGAAAAAAAAUCGCAGCACAGAAAGCAAUAAAAAUUUGCUUAUUUGUGUAGAGCUGGGUUAAAAGUGAGCCAUGUGGUGGAGACGGAGUAAAGUGGAGAUUGUUGUUACAUGUUGGCAACUGACAGCUGGCAAGCAGAUAGUAGCGGUUACGAGAAUUGAAGGCAAAAGCACAGGCUCCAUCAACUGCAGAAAAUCCCUGAUUUGUAAGGCAAAAGAUUUUAUAUUUACACAUUGUUGUUGAUUGCAGUUGGUUAGGUGGAGCUAGUGGUGGCGUGUAGCACUUAUAACACUGUAGUUGAAUCUACACUACCGGUACAAUUUGGAUUUAAUUUCGGCUAAGGAUUUUGCUGUUACAAUAACUACGCCAACAGUAACUGCAACAACGAUCAGUGACAUUUCCACUACCAAUCCAACAACCACAACCAACUUAAGAAACAUUUUGUUAGCACAUAUAAUAUUUUAUUAAUGUAUAAUUAUGCAAGUGACUAAAGAAAUGAAAUGUAGAAAAACGAAAAAAAAAAAAACCAAACAAAAAACGUGAAAUAACAAACAAACGAAAUAUUAUAAUUAAAAUUUCUUAUGUUCAGGGAUUUUAUUGAACUUUAAAUAUUUGCUAUUUGUAACAAAAAACAUUUCUUUCACACAACUUUAAAAUACAUACAUACAUAUUUCAUGACUAAUAUUAGAACAGCUAAUUUCCUCCAUUACCACCCGCCGCUUUGUCGAACUUCAUGCCGCGGCCCGUCGGAGGGAUUGGCUUCGUUGGCGAAAGUGGCAUCGUUGUGCGCCUUAAAUUCUGCUACGCUUAGCUACCAGUGCUGCAUAUCCCUUCCUCUCCCCAGCCCCUAUCCAUAUAAAGCGGCGGUGUAGUUGGCCGACUCAACUUCAGACCAACCAACAAUUACCUCAGCUUUGCUCAGCCGAGUCAUUAUUUCAUGUUUAGUUAGUAAUUUUAAUUUUUCGUUUAUGUAUUUUUUUUAAUAUUGACUUACAAAUCCAAUGUAUGUGCUUUUGAAAAUUGUCACACACACACACAUACUCCACUCCAAGUUUAUAAUUUUAUUUCCUUUAAAUCAUAUUUUUUGUGUUUAAAAGUUUAGUUUUUUGCAAUUUUUCUUUUAAUAAAAAUUUAUUUCAUUCCUUCGUAUAUAAACGCUUAAUUAAAUACUAAUGUUAAUUACUUACAUAUUUUUUGUCCAUUUUAAGCGCAUUGAUAUUUUAUUUUACUUUUAAUUUUUAUCAUAUAUAUUUUUGUCUUAAUUUAAGUGCGUACGAUUUUGUAUGAAGAAAAUUAAUAAAACAAAAAGAUCUUAAACUUUAAAUUAAUUAAAUUGUAGUAAAAAAAGUAAUAAAGUGAAAAUAACAUAAUUAAGUAUGUACGUUUUGUGCGCGUUGUAGACGGAAGAAACAAAGCAAAAACAAAAGUGAAAAUCAACAACUACGGAUGUAUGGGGUGCAAAAAUGGAUGUCGAUUUAAAUGCUUAAAUAGAGAAGACUUAGCUUUUGAUUUUAAAUAUUAUUAACAAGAACUGUGAGAGCUAACGACACAUACCCCCGUUCAAGCUCAUAUUGUUUGACUUCUUCCACACAUCCUUCAUCAUUUGCCGUAAUAUCACCAUUCAGCUGUUUCUUUUUUUUUUGUUUUGUUUUGUAGGCUUCCUCAACUUCAAGUUCUCCCUCACUUCCAAACAUACUACAUUUUGCAUGUAUGCAUACAAUACAUACACGCAUACACAUUCAAAUAAAUAUAAAAGGUAUAUAUAUAUAAAUAUAAAUACUUAUAUAUAGUAAUUAAAAUUAAAA
Messenger RNA from Anastrepha obliqua, 5920 nucleotides. RefSeq names its product protein groucho (gene gro). Gene Ontology annotation, molecular function: transcription corepressor activity; protein binding. Gene Ontology annotation, cellular component: transcription regulator complex; nucleus. Bases 1221 to 3401 code for a protein of 726 amino acids. The transcript is spliced from 14 exons. Gene Ontology annotation, biological process: negative regulation of canonical Wnt signaling pathway; regulation of DNA-templated transcription. NCBI's taxonomy places the organism in Eukaryota, Metazoa, Arthropoda, Insecta, Diptera, Tephritidae. The record is from RefSeq and is a predicted model, not a curated record.